AUGGCGCUCACGAAGCUCUUCUCAACGGGUCUUCUCCUCGCCUCGCUCGCGUCCGCAAAGUGGAUCGUCCCCGGCGGAAGAUGGCGUGAUACCGAGGGAAACCUCGUCAACGCCCACGCCGGCGGCGUCACCAUCGAUCGCGACACGGGCAAGUUCUUCUGGUUCGGCGAGUACAAGGUCCAGGGUCAGGAGGAGGGCGGCGGUGUCUCCGUCUACAGCUCCGACGACCUGGCGACAUGGGAGUUUCAUGGCAAGGCCCUUGAGCCCAUUGACGGACACCCGUACAUUGACUCGGACAUGAUCAUCCAGCGUCCCAAGGUGGUCUACUCCGAGCCCACCGGGGAGUACCACAUGUGGUGGCACGCCGACAACUCAACCUACGGCCUCCUCCUCCAAGGCCUGGCCACCUCCCCAAACAUCAGCGGGCCAUACACCUUCGUCGACGCCACGGCGCCCCUCGGCAACUGGUCCCAGGACUUUGGCAUCUUUACAGACUACAAGGACGGCCGUUCCUACGCUCUCUACUCCAAUGGUGACCGCCGCGAGGGCCGCGACGUCUACCUCAGCUCCUUCAACGACGAGCUCACAAACGUCACCGAGGUUGUCCACCGCUUCGACAAGUACGACCUCGAGGCACCGACCAUCAUCCAGACCGACUCGAGCUACUACGCCCUCAUGUCCCACAAGACGGGCUACCGCCCCAAUAACGUCGUCGCCUUCCGCGCCGAUUCCCUUGCCGGUCCCUGGUCCCAGCCCUUCUUCGUCUCCGACUCGUACACCCGCACCUACAAUUCCCAGUCCGGCUUCUCCCUGCGCAUCAACGGCUCCGAGGUGACGACCUACCUCUACCUCGGCGACCAGUGGGACUCCAACUCCCUCUGGGAGUCCCGCUACAUCUGGCUGCCCCUCAGCGUCGACGAUGAGAAGAAGUCCGUCCACGUCGAGUGGCACGACAUCUACGACCUCGACGUCAAGACCGGCGUCGUCACCCCUAUCGAGGGAACGACCUAUUCCGCGCACGACUCCGCCACCGUCUCCGGCAACGCCUUCAAGCAGGAGGCCAACUUCGCCAGCGGCGGCACCAUCGUCACGGGCAUCUACGGCAACGACAGCAAGGUCACCUUCGAGGGCAUCGAGGGCGCCGGCGAGCCGCAGUGGGUGUCGUUCUACUACCAGAACACGGACGACAUGGGCUUCGGCGACCAGCCCGGCGGCACGCCCGACCGCAUCGGAGGGUCGUGGCAGCUGCGCCGCAUCGCGAGCGUCAUCGUCAACGGCAACGAGCAGCAGGUCGAGUCUCUGUACCAGCGCGACACGCACAAGGGCAUCAUCCUGUCCACGCCGCUGAACCUGACCUUGGACAAGGGAUCGAACAACACAAUCACCAUCGGCGGUCUGUGGAACGGAUUCGACUUUAAGGGUGCCGAUAUCGACCGCAUCGUGGUGUAUCCCCCCGAGGAGAAGAAGUAG
Molecule: messenger RNA, 1470 nt
Organism: Colletotrichum siamense
Lineage: Eukaryota; Fungi; Ascomycota; Sordariomycetes; Glomerellales; Glomerellaceae
Exons: 2
Coding region: 1-1470 (489 amino acids)
Biological process (GO): carbohydrate metabolic process
Molecular function (GO): hydrolase activity, hydrolyzing O-glycosyl compounds
Source: RefSeq, a predicted model, not a curated record